This is a messenger RNA of Diversispora eburnea, 420 nucleotides long. The record is from the annotation of a GenBank genome assembly. Lineage: Eukaryota; Fungi; Glomeromycota; Glomeromycetes; Diversisporales; Diversisporaceae.
GAUAAAACCAGAGUUACAGUAUUACUUACUACAAAUAUUAUAGGAAUACACAAGUUGAAACCAUUGGUUCUUUUGUUAGUAGAUAAUGUACUUUUCCAUACUAGUCCUGUAGAAAAUAAUUCUAAAACUUAUAUUAAUGCUAUUGAUGAACUUUUUGUAACUGAAGAUGUUCUUUCUGAAUCUGAAAUAGUUACUAUGAUACUUGCAGAUAAUAAAAUUGAAAAUAAUACUUCUUCAGAUCUCGAAAAAAAAGAAGAAAAGUUACCUCCACCUUGUAUUACUUCAAUUGAUACAUUAAAUAUAUUAAAAAUAUUAAUUAGAUAUGAAGAACAGUUUUCUGAUAAUGAAACAAUCUCACAAGAUAAAUUGUGCAAAAGAUUAUCACUAUACAAGAAAAUGUGUAAAAAAAAUAAAAAGCAA